AUGUUCAUCAUCAAGCUCACCUUCCUCUUCCUUCUCUGUCAAAUCCUGAAAUCUUCAUCUCAAAUUCUCAACUUCACCUACAAUGGCUUCCAUCCUCCGACAGACAUCUCACUCCAAGGCAUCGCCACAGUCACACCAAACGGUCUAUUGAAGCUAACCAACACAUCGGUUCAGAGAACCGGUCACGCCUUCUACACCGAACGGAUCCGGUUCAAAGACUCUCCAAACGGCAGCGUUUCGUCCUUCUCCACAAGCUUCGUCUUCGCGAUACAUUCUCAGAUACCAACGCUUAGCGGCCAUGGAAUCGCCUUCGUCGUCGCUCCAACUCUCGGCCUUCCCUUUGCACUCCCCAGCCAAUACAUCGGUCUCUUCAACAUCUCCAACAACGGCAACGAUACGAAUCACGUCUUCGCCGUCGAAUUCGACACGAUCCAGAGCAGCGAGUUCGGAGAUCCGAACGAUAACCACGUCGGAAUCGACAUCGACGGUUUGCGAUCGGUGAAUUUAUCGACGGCCGGAUAUUGGGAUGAGAAAGACGAGUUUCGGAAUCUGAGCUUGAUUAGUCGCAAACGGAUGCAGGUUUGGGUCGAUUACGAUAGUCGUAGCCAGCGAAUCGACGUCACGAUGGCUCCGUUCGAUUCCGAUAAACCUAGAAAACCGCUUGUUUCCUACGUCAGAGAUCUCUCUCCGGUUCUCCUGCAAGAUAUGUAUGUAGGAUUCUCGUCGGCGACUGGUUCCGUUCUCUCGGAGCAUUUCGUAGCCGGGUGGAGUUUCCGGGUCAACGGCGAAGCUCCGGUGCUUACGCUAUCCAAACUCCCGAAGCUUCCACGAUUCGAGCCCAAACGAAUCUCCGAUUUCUACAAAAUCGGUAUGCCUUUGAUUUCCCUCUUUCUGAUCUUCUCCAUCAUCUUCCUCGCUCUCUACAUCGCGAGGAGGAAGAAGAAGUUCGAGGAAGAGCUCGACGACUGGGAAACAGAGUUCGGGAAAAACCGGUUCAGAUUCAAGGAGCUCUACCGCGCGACGAAAGGGUUCAAGGAGAAGGAUCUUCUCGGAUCCGGCGGAUUCGGGAGGGUCUACAGAGGAAUCCUCCCGACGACGAGGAUUGAAGUCGCCGUGAAGAGAGUCUCACACGAUUCGAAACAAGGUAUGAAAGAGUUCGUGGCGGAGAUCGUGAGUAUCGGCCGGAUGAGUCACCGGAAUCUAGUGCCUCUCUUGGGUUAUUGUCGCCGGAGAGGAGAGCUUCUUCUCGUAUACGAUUACAUGCCUAACGGAAGCUUAGACAAGUAUCUAUACAACAAUCCAGAGACGACCUUGGAUUGGAAACAGAGAUCUAAGAUCAUCAAAGGAGUUGCUUCCGGAUUGUUCUAUCUCCACGAAGAAUGGGAGCAAGUUGUGAUUCACCGUGACGUUAAAGCGAGCAAUGUUCUGCUAGACGCCGAUUUCAAUGGUAGACUCGGGGAUUUCGGUUUGGCCCGGUUGUAUGAUCACGGGUCGGAUCCUCAGACGACACACGUCGUUGGAACGUUGGGCUACUUAGCACCUGAACAUUCCAGAACCGGACGAGCCACGACGGCGACGGACGUCUACGCGUUUGGUGCGUUUCUUCUAGAGGUUGUUUCCGGUAGACGACCCAUCGAGCUCCACAGCGAGAGCGACGACACGUUCUUGCUUGUGGAGUGGGUUUUCGGUUUGUGGCUAAGAGGCAACAUAAUGGAAGCGAAAGAUCCGAAUCUUGGGUCCGAUGGUUACGAUCUUGAAGAGGUCGAAAUGGUUUUGAAACUCGGUUUGCUGUGUUCGCAUUCGGAUCCUCGUGCUAGACCGAGUAUGAGGCAGGUGUUGCAGUAUCUGAGAGGAGACAUGUCGUUGCCGGAGUUAACGCCGUUGGAUUUGUCGGCUGGGAGCUUGAUGAAUUUGGGCGGCCGGGAUGGUUUUAGCGGUAUUGCAAUGCCGUACUCUUCCUCGGUGUUUAAUGGUUUUACCGGCGGAUCUUCCAUAGCUGAGUCUCUACUCUCUGGUGGGAGGUGA
This is a messenger RNA of Microthlaspi erraticum, 2025 nucleotides long. The record is from the annotation of a GenBank genome assembly. NCBI's taxonomy places the organism in Eukaryota, Viridiplantae, Streptophyta, Magnoliopsida, Brassicales, Brassicaceae.